AUGCUUUACACGGGCACGAUUGCUGCAAAUAGCAAGGAUGCCUCCCAGCUGGAAAAGGCAGCUCAGCGGAGGGCCGAAAAUAUCCAUCGACUGGACUCCAUCAUCCUUCUUACCUACAUCUCUGUACUUGUGGUAAUUGUGCUUACAUCAUGGCUUUUCAAGCAUUAUCGAUUUAUGUGUGUGCAUGAAACCGGGCUUACAUUGCUUUACGGGUUAUUAAUUGGCUUUGUUAUUCGAUAUUUUGACAUUGGAUUGCUAGAGUCUCAAACAUACGAUGUAAUUUUAAAAGAUCAUAAGGUUAUCGACGAACCUCCAGAUUACUUGAGGCUAGAGGUGAAACCGGAAGAUGCCCCACAUGUCUCAUUCCAUUACGAGUUGAUGGAAGGCUUUUACGCUGACAAGAAGAAGCAUAAUGAGCAAAAAAUUGAACAAAAGAGUGCAUUCUCUCCUGAGAUUUUCUUCAAUAUCAUGCUCCCACCAAUCAUCUUCAACGCUGGUUAUAGUCUUAAAAAACGUCACUUCUUCCGAAACAUUGGCAGUAUACUGGUUUUCGCCUUCAUCGGCACCACAAUCUCAUGCUUUGCAACCGGAUCGUUGCUAUAUGUGUUCACGAAGAUAUUCGGUAUGGGAUUUUCAUAUCAGGAGCUUCUCUUCUUCGGCGCUUUAAUUUCUGCAACUGAUCCAGUCACCGUUAUCUCACUGUUCGCUGAGAUGAACGUCGAAGCUGAUCUCUUUGCCUUGGUUUUUGGUGAAAGUGCUCUAAACGAUGCUGUUGCCAUGGUAUUAUCAAGCACGAUCGAUAACUUCUCAUCAGGAGGUGACGUGGCUGGAAUGAACGAAAUUGUUUACGCUCUUGGGAAAUUUGCAUACAUUUUCUUUGGGUCACUUUUGUUGGGUUCAAUGAUUGGAUGCGGCAAUGCUCUUAUUACGAAAAUGACGGCAAUUGCGGAACAUCCAUUGCUUGAAAGCAGUCUGUUCGUACUUGUAUCAUACAUUUCGUUCCUGAUUGGAGAGGUUGUAGGACUAACAGGUAGGAUCGUUAUGAAUAUCUUACGUUGUUGCUGA
Molecule: messenger RNA, 1065 nt
Organism: Cooperia oncophora
Lineage: Eukaryota; Metazoa; Nematoda; Chromadorea; Rhabditida; Trichostrongylidae
Source: the annotation of a GenBank genome assembly